UUUCUAAACACGUAUUAACCCCCAUAAAAACUGGCCUCUCUCUAUCAUAAAAGACUAGAAAAGCUUCACUUCCCCUUUAGCCUCUCUCUUCUCAUUUGAUCUCCACCAUUAAAACACCCCUUCAUCUCUAUAAAAUCCAUACAUACACAAACUCAUUUGUCUCUUAUCUUCUUAGAAGAAAAAAAAACUCUCUUGUAGCUUCUUGAAACCAUCAUCAUGAAAAGCCUUUCUUUCUUCUUCACCAUCCUCCUCUCUCUCUCUGCCUUCUUCACAAUCUCCGACGCACGCAAGUUUAGUGUUGGAGGCAGCGGCGCGUGGGUUACAAACCCACCUGAAAACUACGAAUCUUGGUCAGGCAAAAACCGUUUCCUUGUUCACGACACUCUCUAUUUUAGCUACGCUAAGGGAGCUGACUCAGUGCUAGAGGUGAACAAGGCUGAUUACGACGGAUGUAACACAAAGAACCCGAUCAAGAGAGUGGACGAUGGAGACUCUGAGAUCUCGCUUGAUCGUUAUGGUCCCUUUUACUUCAUCAGUGGCAAUGAAGACAACUGUAAGAAGGGACAAAAGCUUGCUGUCGUUGUCAUAUCUCCUAGGACUCCAUCUACGGCUCAGCCUCCUCACGCUGCCGCACCGGGAAGUUCACCUCCGGGAUCUACUACUCCCCCUGGAGGAGCUCACUCGCCUAAAUCUUCCUCCCCUGUUUCCCCGACGACUUCUCCUCCUGGAUCAAUGGCACCUAAAUCAGGUUCCCCUGUUUCUCCGACGACUUCACCGCCUGCACCACCUAAAUCCUCUUCCCCUGUUUCCCCAUCCUCUGCUCCGAUGACUUCACCGCCAGCACCAAUGGCACCUAAAUCUUCUUCCACUGUUCCUCCGUCUUCUGCCCCGAUGACUUCACCACCGGCACCAAUGGCACCUAAAUCUUCUACCACUGUUCCUCCGUCUUCUGCUCCGAUGACUUCACCGCCGGGACCAAUGGCACCAGAAGCUUCAUCCCCUGUUUCAAACUCACCCGCCGUUUCUCCAUCUUUGGCUCCGGGAGACUCUACUUCUCUUUCGCCGUCAGGUUCGGCGAUGGGUCCGUCGGGAGAUGGUUCGGCGAUGGGUCCCUCGGGAGAGGGUCCGUCGGCAUCCGGUGAUAUCAGUACGCCGGCGGGAGCUCCAGGAGGACCAGGACAGAAAAAAUCGUCGGCGAAUGGUAUGGCCGUUAUGUCGAUUACUACUACAGUUUUAAGUUUGGUUUUAACCAUCUUUAUAAUUAUGUCAGCUUAAGAACAUACUUGGGGAGACUUGUUUUAUGUCGGAUUCGAUUAUUUGUUCUUGUUUCAUUUUUAGUUUCUACUUUGUUUUUUUUGCUUCUCCCUGUGUGAUUCCGUAUUAUUGAGUAUAGUUGGAUACUUGGAUUGUUGUUUAGUUAUUAAUAAUAAUAGACACUGCGUUCUAAAACACU
This is a messenger RNA of Camelina sativa (false flax), 1453 nucleotides long. Its product is annotated as early nodulin-like protein 2. Gene Ontology annotation, molecular function: electron transfer activity. Lineage: Eukaryota; Viridiplantae; Streptophyta; Magnoliopsida; Brassicales; Brassicaceae. Gene Ontology annotation, cellular component: plasma membrane. The record is from RefSeq and is a predicted model, not a curated record.